AUGAAUGAGGAUUGGUUCGUCGAAAUGAGACGACUUCUUGCCGCUUCACAGAAUAACACUUGUAGAACGUUAGUUGUAAAAGAAGGAACGCCAGAAUCAAAAAUAAGAAGACUUGAAUCUCAACAUCCAGAUAUUUGUUGGCAGUAUAGAAGUGCAAGUGCGCUUGUGCUUUAUCAAUUAGAGCAAGCGAAGAAAUAUGAGCAAAUGCCUAACGAUUUUCUGCCGACAUUCCAUGCUCGUGUGCUCUACUUGCAUUCACCAUUUGACCUUGCCAUUCAGCCGAAAUAUCUUGAUAAUGCACGCAAAAAUCUAUCGAAGUCGAUGAAUGAUUAUUUUAUGAACGAAGAACCAACAGUUUUCGAACGGAAUCAGCUUAUUGAAGGAGUUGCGUGUGUUGUUCGAUUAGACGAAAAAUGGCAGCGAGCAAGAAUUGAUAGAGUUGUUUCACGCGAUUUUGUGAGUAUUUCGCUUGUGGAUUUCGGAAGAGUGAAAGUUAUCAAUCCGUCAAAUAUUUAUCAUUUACAAAAGCAGCUGGGAAAAAUUCCGCCAUUAGCACUUGUUUGUGCCAUUAAAGGAGUUCAAUAUCAUAGCAUUGAUAUUGAUGUAAUCCAUAACUUUCGAAAAACUGUUUCCGAUUUAAAGUACCAAGUACAAUGCCAAAUAACGAACUCAUCUCAACCAUAUUUAAUUAAUUUAUUUCAUCCAACUAUUCACGGGUUUAACCUGUGCGAGCACAUGUAUGGACUUUGUGAACCACCGCCGCCUCCUCAUGUUCUGGAAUCAGCUGAAGAAUUGUCGGACGAGGAAACAUCGGAUGAUGAGCAAAUGCCAAUUCAAAUGUAUAUAAAGGCGUUUCCGCGAUCGGAAAAGGCUUCGAGAUUUAGCGAUACAUUUUUUUAUGUUGUGCAUGUUGAACAUGCGAAUUUAAUUUAUUUGGAAAAUGAAUGGAUGCGUGAGAGGCGAAAGCAAAUCGAGAGCAGCAUUGAGGAGAUUUUUGAAGACCUGUAUGUGAUUCCGAAGGAUUGGUACGUUGUUGGUGCUGCGUGCGCAAUUCUCGCACCUACGCCGAAGCGAGCUGUUAUUCAGAACAUAUCUGAGAAUUCCACAGAAUAUUUUCUUAUUGAUUACGGAAUUCACGUUGAAUUAGACAAAAGCGAGAUGCCCAGAAUACUGCCUGCCUCUGCCAUAUUUAGUGAAAUUCCGCAAAUCACUGUCACGGGACUAACUACGACGAAACCAGUGCAUUAUUCGGCAAUCAAGAUCCUUCGAGAUAUUUUACCUGUGGGAAAAAGAGUUCGUUUUCACCUCUCAAAGAAAUCUGACUGGAAUAUUGUUCGUGGGGAUUUGACAAUUGAUAGGAUACAAGACGUUGAAGAAAUGAUGAAUGAGAUUCUGGAAGAGGAAUCGAUUAACAUUUAUUGCAAAACAGUGGAUAUAUUCAGAUAUUUCGCUGAUAUCCGAUACGAAGCAUUCUCCAUCGCAUUCCGAUUAUCCACGGCCUCCGUAUUCCGAUCAAAAAACGCAUCGCUGUUCAUGCAUUUGUUGAUACUCGCACUUUUACUUUUGUCUUCGUGUCAUGCAAAUCCAGAUGACAUUGUUCUGAAGCUAUCAGCCGAUAAGCAGGGACAAACUUCUGGACAUCAUUUCAGCGGAGAAUGGCUUGAAGCUCCAUGGGGAUCUCUUUACCAAUUCAGAGCAGGUGAUCAGAGUUGGCUGACGGCCAGAGAGCAUUGCUUGUCGCUGAAUGCUGAUCUUGCAGUACUUAACAGCACCGACCAACUGGACUGGAUCUUAUCACAUUAUGCGCCAAUCUCGUCAAGAUUCUCUCAGCGAUUCGUUCAGAUCGGAUUGUAUGCCGAAGAUGGAAAAGUUGAUGGAUGGAAAUGGGUUGAUGGAUCUAGCGUCAGCGAUCAAUUUCACUGGUCCAACACCGAGCCUUACGAUCACUCAUCCGAAACAAAAGAGCGUUGUGGGUUGCUGAGUGUUGAGAAGAAGAGAUUCCAUGAUGUUGACUGUGAGGCGACUUCUAAGGACCAUCGAGCAAUCCGAUAUAUUUGUCAGCGAUCCACUGAAAAGCAUAAGGAACAGCAGAAAUCGAACAACUACAUCUGGGGAAAGAUUGAACAAUUAUUCGGCUUUUUUGGCAUUGGAACAACGCCGACUAAAUAUCCGGAGAAUACGCAAAACCUCAGUUAUGAUUAUGAAACGGAACUACGAAAAAAUCAAAGUGUGAAGUUCACUGACUCUGUCGAAGAAGAUUCGAGUGAAGAAGAAGAGCAUGUUCUGAAUACUCUUUCGAAGUUGCCAAAGAUUGAAACCCCCUCUGAAGGAUCUGCUGACAAUGUCGAGAGUCUUAAAGAGAUCAGUGAAGGAAGCGGGCAUGCGGAGAAGGCUGAAAUUGAAAACACCGCCGAGGAUGAGGCGAAGCUUGAUAACAUGAUUGCCAAGAUGGAAGAGAUGAUCAAAAAUGUCGACGAAUUCACGACAAUUUCGAGCAUCGAAAGAACAACAAUUUCGAGUCGAAGCUUUGCGAAUGAAGUUGACGAAGAAACUGAAAAUGAGAAAGAACCGGUGAAGAGGGAACUCGACGAUAAUGAAGUCGCUGCGUCAAUCGAAGAGGACUUUAAUGAGGAAAAAACAAAGGAUAUGCCGAAAGCUGAUAUUACUCCACCAAAGAUAGAGCAAGACAAAGAGGAUUGUGUUGAAGGAAGUGGUGAUGAAGGAAGUGGAGGAAGUGGUGAGGAAGACGACGACGAGAUCGCUGAGAACACUACUCCAAAGCUUGUGGAUGAAACCGAAUUCCAAACAAUUGAACUAUCAAAAGAGAAAGAAGAGCACAUCAAAGAAUUCCUUGGGGUUCUUAGACUUUUCCUUAAUCGUGCCGAGCACGGAGAUCUCAAGAAGCUUUUGAGCGAGAAUAAUGGAAAAACUCUUCUUGAUCGAAUGAAAAAUGCAAUCAAAGAGGCAAAUGAAAGAGAGUUUAAGAUGCUCGAAAAAAUGGAAGAAGCUAGAACUAAAGGAAAAGGCACUGAAGAGAUAGAAGAGAGCAAGACUCGAUUAAUGACUGACACAGAACAAAAGGAAAUCUACAAGAAGAUCAGCACUGCUGUAAUCCAAGCGGCCAAAACGGAAACGCAUUCGCAUGUGGACAAAGAAGAAUCUGGAGAGAAGUUUAAGAUUGCGACUGAGAAAUUGAAGAAUCCCGAGGGAGCGGAUGAAGGUGGCCGAAUUGAGGUAUUGAAGUCCGCCAGAGAAUCUCACAAUGACGACUACUAUGGUGAUUAUUUGGAUGAGAACAAUGUCGUUAAGGUUGCGAGUAAGAAGAAAAAGGCGUUCCAACAUGAUGAAGGAUCGGUGGCGAGCAGCACGGAGAUGCCAACAACUAGCGAGAAAGCCACCACAGAAGCUAAGGAAGUGGAACAGACGACGGCGACGACAAUUGAAGAUGAGGCCACUACUACCACUGCUGAAGAAGCCACAGCGGAAGCGGAAACUACAACAACAACAGCUCCAACAACAACAACAACCGAAAAGGCAACUACUCCUGCUCCACCCACCACUCAUACAGCUCCACCUACUAGCAAAGCUGCUACAACCACGAAAGCAACACCGACGAAACAUGUUCAAGCUUCAACGAAGGAGGUGCCGAAAACAACUGCAAAACCGGUGGAGAAGAAACAACCGAAGCCACAGGAAGCUACAAAGAAAGUAGUGAAAGAGGACAACGAGGUUGCUGUUAAGAAGAUUGAUGCCAAGACCAUCGAAGAAUUGUCGAAGAUUGAAGCACAAGAGAAAGUCACACUUCUUCCACCACUUCCGACAUUCACGUUUCCAACAAUAGCGCCAGCAAAGCCUUCGAAAAAGACAACUCCUUUCAAAAUUCCGACGGGGAAGUCGGCAACUACACCUAAGCCGUUCACGUUUCCAACUAUUAAGCCAAUAACAUUCCCAACAGUGAAACCUGUCACUUUCCCAACGGUCAAACCAGUCACUUUCCCGACGGUGAAGCCUGUGACAUUCCCGACGGUGAAACCGUUCACGUUCCCAACGCUGCCUCCAACAACUACACCGAAGCCUCUUCCCACUCUUGAUGAACUUCUCGGAAAUUGGAACAACACAUUGAAGAAGCUUUUAACACCACCAAAGGCUUAA
Molecule: messenger RNA, 4152 nt
Organism: Caenorhabditis bovis
Lineage: Eukaryota; Metazoa; Nematoda; Chromadorea; Rhabditida; Rhabditidae
Source: the annotation of a GenBank genome assembly